This is a messenger RNA of Ilex paraguariensis (yerba mate), 614 nucleotides long. NCBI's taxonomy places the organism in Eukaryota, Viridiplantae, Streptophyta, Magnoliopsida, Aquifoliales, Aquifoliaceae. The record is from the annotation of a GenBank genome assembly.
AUUUUCAGGAGCAGAAUCAUGGAUGGAGAUAAAAUGUGGUAUCAGGAAUGGUAAUGCUUUGUAAGCAACCGAAGUCUAAGUGGGAGUUAAUAUGUUCCGUGUUCUACCAUAGGUUUACUAAGGAGUGUUGCCAUGGUUUUCUUUCUGUUCUCCUCAACUCUGGGAUGAUAAAUUUGUCUCGGCAGAGAACUAUUAUUGUGGUGCGAAAUUGUUGUCCUAGUUCGCUUCCAGUUGCUUAUAUCUUUCUACAAGCUAUUCCACCUCUGGGUUUGAAAAGUAUGGAAUCUGUGGCUGUUCUUACAUUUGUUCAAGGCAUUAAUGUCGAUAUCAAUAAUGACCAGGUGGUUGUCUGUUCUAUUACAGUCGAAGGGCUGCGUGGCGAUCAUUUUGGUCUGGGAAGUUGUAAGGCGAGUUGUUUACAUCUAAACCUUUCUAGGCCUCGUAGAAAAAUUCCAUUCCAAAACAUUCCAUCAUCACCCAGCGCAAGCAGAAGCAGCCUGAAUUCCCAUCCACUGGAUCAAGAGAAGUUAGCUGUCUGCGCAGAGUCACUUUCUAGGCUAUGCUCGACAGGACAGGUGCUCGUACGUGUAAUGGUUCACAAGGAUCCGAUAUAA